This is a messenger RNA of Seriola dumerili (greater amberjack), 10498 nucleotides long. RefSeq names its product proline rich coiled-coil 2C (gene prrc2c). Lineage: Eukaryota; Metazoa; Chordata; Actinopteri; Carangiformes; Carangidae. Gene Ontology annotation, biological process: cell differentiation. The record is from RefSeq and is a predicted model, not a curated record. Bases 392 to 8851 code for a protein of 2819 amino acids. The transcript is spliced from 34 exons.
CGGUCUGGCACGAGAUAACGGGUGGGGAGAGUCACGGAAACACGGGACGACCGCGUACCGGUUUCCCGCAGUAACGGCCGAACAGACGAAGACAGACUGGUGUCUUGAAACGGCGCAGAAGACGCGAAACAGAAGCCGUGCAUGUGGAGAGCGGUUUGUUGGCAGCCAACGAGCAAAGUAGCUAACCAUCGUUAGCCGAACUGGGUUAGCAGGCUAGCCAGCUUUUGUAAUCCGCCGGCCAGACACACUUUCGUUCACCACAAACCAGGCCGAAACCGGAUUUCAAGUGAGGCCACACAACAGCCAAAAGGACAAAGAAGGCACCGGCGGUGGCAGGAGGCUGGUUCUGGGGGCGAGGCCAAAGGACCAGACUCAAUGAGUUUCCAGCGAAAUGUCCGAGAAGUCAGGGCAGAGCACCAAGGCAAAGGAUGGCAAAACAAAGUAUGCAACCCUUAGCCUCUUCAAUACCUACAAGGGCAAAUCUCUGGAAACCCAGAAAACUGCAGUGGCUGCCAGACAUGGGCUCCAGAGUUUGGGCAAAGUUGCUGUUAGCCGGCGCAUGCCCCCUCCAGCCAACCUGCCCAGCCUGAAGGCAGAGAACAAGGGAAACGACCCCAACGUCAACAUCGUCCCCAAAGACGGCAGUGGCUGGGCGUCCCGGGCUGAGGCAGGAGAGGAGAGGCAACAGGAGACGCCCCCACCCCAGAACAAACCAGCAGUGAUCCAGUCACAAGAGCUUUCCACUGGGGGCAGCCGCUCGUGGGCCAACAGCAAGCAGACACAGCUAGACGGAGCUCCUCGGGUGAGCAGCCACUUCCACCAGGAGUUCCCCAGCUUGCAGGCGGCUGGUGAGGCGGAGAAAGGGGACGGUCAAGAGGAGGAGCCUUAUGGACCGGGCCCCAGCCUCAGACCUCAAAAUGUUGGCAGUUGGCGUGAGGGUGGAGGCAGGAAUUUGAACACUGCACCCAGCCCCCCUGAGAUGGAGAACAGGGCUCCAGAGGAGGGAAGUCCAGGCCUUGGAACCUCCACACCCCCGGUGGAAGCUGAUGAACCUGCCCGAAACGUAACCACUGACGGUCAGAGGGAGAAGAGGGAUGUCAGGGAGAGGCCGCCCACAUCUGGCCCUCCUCAGCCUAAACUUAAUGGGGGGCAGCAGCCUCCUGCGGGGGUGCCAACUCACUUUGAUCCUGCUUUCAGGAGCAUGAUGCCACCUUAUAUGUUCCAUGCCUAUCCUCAAAUGUCUUAUGGUCCUGGGCAAGGAAACUUCAGAUUCCCUGUACCACAAGAUGGAGCCAAGGGUCCUCGAUCAGCACGACCCCAGCAGGCCCCCCCUCAGUCCUGGCUCCAGGAUCCAGACAGACCCUCAAUCAUUAGCGCCACAGAACUGAAGGAGCUGGACAAUUUAGACACUGAUGCUGAUGAGGGCUGGGCAGGAGCUCAGAUGGAGGUGGACUACACUGAGAAACUAAACUUCAGCGACGAUGAGGAAAACCAAGCUGCUAAAGAAAAAGGAGAAAACUGGGAGUGGAUGGGUAAAGUGGAGCGAAUGAGACCUCGGCCAUCAGACGGUCAGGAGGGCUGGAAGGAGGGGUCUGAGGACCGUGGGGGCAGUAAAACCUCAUGGGCCGACAGCGCAGAUCCUAGAGCUCCAUCACCUGGCAGUAUGGGGCAGUACACUAAAUCAGCUGCUCCACAGGACUACCAGGGCGGCACUCGUCCUGUCGGUGCCACAGCUCCGCGUGGGAGCAAGCCACCGGCUGCAGCACCCGGUCCCGAGGAGGACUCUGAGGCCUGGAGACAGAAGCGCAAGAAGCCAGAAGUUUCUGAAGCCGUAGAACGAGCGAGACGGAGGAGAGAAGAAGAGGAACGGCGAAUGGAAGAACAGCGGCUUGCGGCUUGUGCCGAAAAACUAAAACGUCUCAAUGAAAAACACCGCCAAGCAGCUGAGGGCAAAUCCUCCCCUGCGCCGAACGAUGAGGCAGGAGCUGCCCACGAGGAGUCCUCCUUAUCAGCUCCUGCUCCUGUAUCCAGUCCUGUACCUUCAGUCCCAGUUUCACAAUCACAGGCCCCGAUCAUGCAAGCUCCUCUGCCUGAGAGAGACAGGGAGAGGACAGAGUGGGAACGGGAGAGAGUUGAACCAACUGCAGAGGAGGAAGUUGUUCACUUGCCCCGUCAGCCCAGUCCUCCUGUCCAGAGGCCUGCGGUCGUAGCUCCAGAGCCUCAGGGCGAGGGGGAGAGCUCCUUGGCGGAGGUGGGCCCCCUAACGGAGGAGAACCAAGCCGACAGGACAACUGUGCCUAUCCGAGACUAUUUCAACAUAGAGGACAACAGAGUGGAUGAGCCCCACCUGUCUCUGCCUCACAUGGACGCCCCAAGUAGUGAGGAAGCCCCCGUAGCCCCCCCACAGCUGGAAGGAGAAGCAGCAGCUGCUAUGCGUCCCUCUCUCACCUCAGGCUAUUCCAAACAGUUUCAAAAGUCUCUGCCGCCUCGUUUCCUCAGACAGCAGGAGCAAAUGAAGCAGCAACAAUGGCAACAACAGCAGCAGCAGCAGCAGCAGCAGCAGAGCGGGGGCUCCGUGUCCCCGUCAGGUGGUGGUGGGGUUCCAGCUACACAACAACAGCAGCAGCAGCAACACCGCUCCAUGUAUCAACCCAUGGGCCCCCACCACCAGCACCUGGCCUCCAUGGGGUUUGACCCCCGCUGGCUAAUGAUGCAGUCCUACAUGGACCCCCGCAUGAUGUCUGGACGUCCUCCUAUGGACAUGCCAGCUAACAUUCACCCUGGGAGGAUGCCUCCGAAGCAGAUCGUGCGCAGAGAGCCAGGUGACAACUCCAGCUCCAGCUCCGACUCCUUUGACCACUUGACCCGACCAAUCCGUGACCAUGGCUUACCCUCAGACUCACGGAUGGUCUGGGGCUCUGACCCGUACCCACAGUCAGAGCCGUUAUCUUCUGUAACUGCUCCGAAAGGACGGGAUGAAAACAAGGAGCCGAGGAUGGACUCUGGUUUGGAUCUGGACAGGGGACUCCCAGCUAUAUACCCCCAGGACCACAGUGCAUUGGACUCUCGUAAGAGUAACUUCUUCCGGGACCCUACAGAGUCCCUGUCAGCAUUUACCCAGGGCCCAGAGGACGUCUCUGGGCCUCUAGACAGGGUCCCUGUAGGCUCAGCCUUCGAUCCUGAGGAGCCAGGCCUACCGAGUGGAGAAGAGGUAGAGGCUCUUGGCCAAGCUAUGCUGCAAAGGAGUGUGUCCCAGGGCUCCAGCCACUCCCUCAAGCUUGAUGAACCCAGGUUUGAUGCUCUACCCCUGGGAACAAAAUCACUAGAAUUACAGGACACAGGGGAAAGGGCUGAUGAUAAGCCCCAGAAUGAACUGUACUCCCAGGCUGCAGUGACCAGCAACAGGGCGACACCUCCUGCUGAUGGAUUACACAAACAAGAGAAGCUGCCUCUGCCAGCCCCUAGCAAGCAGAAAGCUGAGCUGCGCUGGGGAGGGAGAUCAGGGACGGGACGCAGAGAAGGACCAGGGGGAGAGAGGCCAGUCCGCAGGUCUGGGCCAAUAAAGAAGCCUGUGCUAAGGGACAUGAAAGAAGAGAGGGAGCAAAGAGAAGAAAGAGAGAAGCGUCAUGAGAGGGCGGAUAGAGGAGACAGGUCCAAAAAGGAACCGUCAUCCAAAGCUCCUUCUGCAGCUGCUGCUGUGUCUGAGGGAUCCAGACCUCAGGGCGAAGGGAAGAGAGAAUCUACAGAGCCGGAGGAAACACCGACUGGACAUCAGAGAGCCAGAGACUCUCAGCCUUCGUCUGGGGCUCCCACUUCUUCCUCGCAGGAGGAGAAAACAGACAAACUGCAGAGCAAUGACAAACAUCCAGAACCCAAAUUACCCUCCAGGAAAGAGUCCAAUCUUCCUCCACGUGCCUACCGACGAGAGGAGCGAGAGAGGGAGCGCGAGAGGGAUAAGGAUAUGGACAAGGACAGAGAGAGGGAGUGGCCUGCUGACUCAGGUUUCAAAGGACGUGGUCGAGGGGAGUAUUACUCCAGAGGACGAAGCUACCGGGGGACGUACAGCGGCCGAGGCAGGGGGAAUCGUGGCAGAAGUCGAGCAGAGUACCCUUACAGAGAGCCUCGAUCACGCUCUGACUUGCCCUCUGCUGGAGGGGCAGCUGCCUUUCGCAACAGGGAGGAAAGUGAAACGCGCAGUGAGAGCUCAGACUUUGAGGUUAUACCAAAACGCAGACGACGACGGGGUUCAGAUACUGAUUCUGAAAGCGAAGGUGGGAGGGAGUCUGCCAGUGAUACUGGACCGUCUGACCGGGAACCUAGCACCAAACCUAGCCGUCCACUUAGACGAGAACUACCUGGGGAGGGCCGGCCAGGGCCCCACAAGCCAGGCUUUGGACCUCCUCACAUGGGGGAAAAGGUUGGAUCCCGGGGGGACGAUGAAAGCAGACCCAAGCCAGGAUUCCUUCCUAAAGGAGAGCCUUCUCGCCGAGGAAGAGGUGGAUUAUACAGUAGACGAGGAGGAACAAGGGAACGUGGGGGUCCUCGCUCAGCCCCUCUUAGAAGGCCAGCAGCCAGAGAGUCCUCCUCUCAGUGGCCCUCUAAACCCAUGGAGACAUUCAGGCCUGAGGAUGCGGAGUCAACACCAAGAUAUGACAAUCCUCCAGCUGACCGUCGGCCCCCCAAGUCUGAGGGCAAGAAAUUUGGGGACGGGCCUCCUCAGAGUAGCAGAGAAAGGCCUCGUAGAUCCCGACCAGCACGACCUCCUAGGCAAGAUAAACCCCCCCGUUUCAGGCGCUUGAAGGAGCGGGAGGCUGCAGUGUUAGCUAGUGGAGAAACAGCCCCAAGUCCCCCUGUCCCUUUACCCCCAGUGCCUGCUGCUGCCCCCAGGUCUGCCCCAAUCUCCCUCUCCCCAACGCUGUCCAGAGCUCCAGGAACUCCCGUUACUGUGCCUGCGGAGGUGGCAGCCGCUUUGUCUGCACCCGACCUGCCCUCUCCUAUAGAGGCACCCCUGCCGGAGACCAGCAGCCCCACCAUCGCUGCAGCUGGAACCAAGUCCCCCGACCUGUCGAACCAGAACUCUUCAGAUCAAGCCAAUGAGGAAUGGGAAACGGCCUCAGAGAGCAGCGACUUCAAUGAACGGAGAGAGCGAGAAGAGAGGAAAGGAGCGCUGGAGGCCGCUAAUGAAGCAGCUACUGCCUCUGCCGCGGCACCUGCGCCCCCCCAGGGCUCUCUGACCCCCAAUAAAAGCCCUCCUGAUGGAGGAGUGACUCAAAAACGUGAAGGAGCUCCUGCAGCCAAGAGGAGUUUCUCAAGUCAGAGGCCUACAGAGAGACAGAACCGUAGAGGCAACAGUGGAGCCAAACCAGGCCGGAGCUACACAGGGGGCAAAGGGGAGAGGAGGGGAGGGGCCAAAACCGGCCGCAAAGGCCCUGCAGCCCAUCAGAACUCUGAGGCAGCAGCACCAACAGCCGGAGGAGCGGCCCAAAGACCUAAAGAGCAGCCGGCCCGUCGGAAAGACGAGACCAAACAGGCCGCCAAGAAGCCGAAGGAGAACGCUCUGUCUCAGUUUGAUCUCAACAAUUAUGCCAGUGUUGUGAUCAUUGAUGACCACCCAGAGGUCACCACCACAGAGGACCCACAGUCCAGCACCAAUGAUGACGGCUUCACAGAGGUCGUGUCCCGCAAGCAACAGAAACGCCUGCAGGAUGAGGAGAAACGGAAAAAGGAGGAGCAGACUACUCAGAACUGGGGUAAAAAAGGCUCUGGUGAGAAGAACAGAGGGGGAGGAGGAAAGCUGCCCCCAAGAUUUGCCAAGAAACAAUCCUCACAACAACAACAACAACAACAACAGCAACAACAGCAGCAGCAGCAGCAGCAGCAGCAGCAACAACAACAGGCCUCACAGCCUCAGCCUGCUGUAGCCUCCACCCCCCAGGCCCAACAGCAGCCCAUCGUGUCUGCCCCCCAGCAUCCUCACCAUGCCCCCUCCCAGCCCGCUGCAACCCCUCAGACUCUGGAGGGAACAGUGGCUCCUCUGCCCUCCAUUCCCCCUGCGACUGUGGACUUCACCUCAAAGAACCUGGCCCCCGCACCCACGCAGACGCACAGCACUCUGGGUACAGAACUGUGGGAGAACAAGGUAGCAGGCGCCACUGUCCUUCCUGAUGUGAAGAAACUUGGUCCAAUCAGCCCCCCCCAGCCACCGUCUGUGAGUGCCUGGAACAAACCUCUUACCUCCUUCACCGGCACCGUCUCCUCUGAGGGUGUGAAGCCAGGAGCAGAGGGCAGUGUCGAACUGGCAAUAGACAGUAUUCAGUUUGGAGCUCCGUCAUCUGCAGGCAGCACAGACAGUGACGGAGUUCCAGCACUGCUAGAAACUGGCUCUGAAAACAAAUUACCUGCUCCCAAAGAACAGAGACAGAAACAACCUCGAGCUGGUCCAAUCAAAACACAGAAGCUUCCUGAAAUGGAACCAGUGGAAACCAAGGAAUACAAGCCAGGUCCCAUUGGUAAAGAGCGUUCUCUAAAGAACCGCAAGGCCAAAGACGCCCGUGGAGGAGAAGGCGAGGGCAUGGAGGGAGGAGUAACUGGAGGAGGCGGCAGCAGAGCCACGGACUCCAGUCCUCCCACCAGUGACACCACAGUCCCAGAGCUGGGAGGAGACAUCGAGGGCAUGAUCACAGUCCCCUCGGCAGAUUACACUAGCAACUCAAAGGAGUCUGUCACUGACUACACCACUCCCUCCUCCUCACUGGCCGACAGUGUUCCUACUGGAGGGAACAAGAUGGAGGAGAGUUUGGUGGCCAAUGUGGCACUACCCCACUCGUUGCCCCUUCCUCGACGGGAGACCCUGCAGCAGAGCUCCAGCCUCAGCACCGUCUCUCCUGCGACUGUGGACCUAACACUAAAGAUGGAAUCAGCUCGUAAAGCGUGGGAAAACUCCCCCAGCCUGGAGAAGAAUUCUCCGGUCACCUCCUCUUCCUCCCCCAUCACUUCCUGCGCAUCCUCGUACUCUUCCUUCUCCUCGGCCUCCAUGCCACAGAUCCCCGUGGCUUCUGUUACCCCAAGCACCUCACUGUCGGGUUCUGGUACCUACACAACGUCAUCCCUCAGCACCAAGACCACCACAGCCUCCGACCCCCCAAACAUCUGUAAGGUGAAGCCUCAGCAGCUGCAAGGUGGGAGUCUGUCGUCCUCCAGCAGCAGCAGCAGCAGCAGCAGCUUCUCUCAGCUGGGCUGUGUGCCCCCCCUCCUGCCGCAGCAGCAGCAGACUCCACAGGUGUACGUCUCUCAGUCUGCAGCAGGUUCUGCAGCUCAGAUUCCAGCUUUCUACAUGGACACUAGCCACCUCUUCAGCACCCCCCACCCUCGCUUGGCUCCUCCCUCUCUGGCGCAGCAGCAAGGCUUCCAGCCCGGACUCUCGCAGCCGACGGCAGUGCAGCAGAUUCCCAUCCCUAUUUACGCUCCACUGCAAGGUCAGCCUCAGCACCAACACACACACCAGCCCCAGCUAGGACUCAGCACUGGUCCUCCAGUCUCCCAGCCACAGGACCUGUUCAGCUCCUCACUGCAGCCGUACAGGUCUCAGCAGGCGUUCAUGCAGAGCAGCCUGUCGCAGCCCUCCAUGAUGCUGUCAGGACCGUCCCUGCACAGCUAUCCUGGUGUGCAGGCCCCUGACAUGGGCAAGCCUCAGUCCAGCCUGGCCUAUCAGCAGCCCUCAUCCACCCAGCACAUUCCCAUUCUGUUUGAGCCGCAGCUCAAUCAGCCCUCGGGUAUGGGAGGCUCCCAGCUCAUCGACACACACCUGCUGCAGGCUCGACAGGGUAUGAAUCAGCAUUCAAACAUGUACUCAGGACAGGUGCAACAACACGGCCAGAGCAGCUACUACAGCAACACUCAGUCACCCAGCUCAGCCAUGCAGCAGGUCACGGUCCCUCUGCCCGGCUCCCAGUUGUCCCUGCCAAACUUUGGCUCGGGCGGAGGCCAGCCCCUCCUCGCGCUGCCCCCCACGCCUCCUCAGGCCCAGCCCCCCAGCAUCAACCGACAGCCCCCAGUCUCCCAGCCGUACCGAGGCAUCAUGGGCCCCAACCACAACAUGAUGCAGCCGCCCACCAGCAAGAUGGACAUAGAUCUGAAGCUGUUCGGCAGCGGGAUGGACGUGAAGCCAGGAACCCCUCCUGUCAGCGCCAGGAGCACCACCCCCACCUCCAGCCCUUACAGCGGCGCAGUCUCCACCUCCCCCAGCAGCCAGUCCAGUAAGAUGAACAGCAUGCUCUACCAGAAGCAGUUUCAGCCCAGCUCAGCCGGCAUGAGAAUGACACAGCACUUUCCUGGCCAGUUCAACCCACAGAUUCUGUCUCAGCCCAACAUCGUCUCUCCUCUGGUUCGACCUCCUCACACCAACUCGUUUGCUGGAGGUGUCCAGCGCUCUCCCAUGGGCCCUCCAAUGUCCCCCAACGUGGGUGGUGGUCUGAUGCCUCAUCCCCGACCCCAGCAUCCACAGCACAGCCAGCACCCUCCUCGAGGGCCCUCGGGCCCCUCCAUCGCACCCAGAGGCACACAGGCGGCUCUGAAAGCUGAACAGGACCUGAAGGCAAAGCAGCGGGCUGAGGUGCUCCAGUCCACUCACAAGUUCUUCUCAGAGCAGCAGCAGCAGCAACUCAAGGCGCCGCAAGUCAGCAAAGCACCUCGGCUGGAUCAGGGAGGGAAACCCCCCCUCGACACCUCGGCCCCAAACCACCAGCCCGGAGGUGACCGACCAGAUUCUGACAAACCCCCCGUCUCCACGGCCAAGCCCAUACGGACCGGCCCCAUAAAACCACAGGCCAUCAAACCAGAAGAGGGCAAGUAAAGAGCUGCAGACGACAGGAAGAGAGGGAGAGUCAACCCCAUCACUCAGUCACCACUCAUAUCAGCCCUGGGGGACAAUGUGGGGGAGGAGGAUGAGUUGGUAGAGAUGGUUACUGAGAGUAGGCGCUGUCCUGCAUAUAUAUAAUCCUCUUCUUUCUUCCCCUGUCUUGUCCCGCUGUAGGAGGGGGCGUUUGAUUCUUCCAUCAUAUUUAGAUGCCGAUGAAACGGCUGCACAAGUUGUUCCAUAGAAAUCUACUGCGACGGUAGAAGAAGAGAGAGAAUUUAAAAUGAGAUUUGCUGCUGAGUUUGCCAUUUUUAUAGCUCUUGAUUUCUGCUCCUUUUUAUCCCCACCCCCCACCCAACCCCCCCCAAUUAGGAUCCACACAUUAUAGGAGAAACCCGUUUCGUUAAUGAAAGAAUGAAUCCGAUUUGUUUUUGUAGUCAAACAAUCUUCAGUGUCGUAGUGAAGCACUCUUUCUCCAUCACUAAUCCUCAGAUCUGUGCACGUGCACAUGCACACGCUCCCUGACGGUUUCAUCCACGCUCACAAGACGUGACAUCACAAACGUUGUUGUCAUUUUGUUUUUGUUUUUACCAGAAUGGAAAUGUGAAAAUUGCAGCAUUUGAUUGACUUUAAUGAUUGAUUUAUUGAUUAGUCUGCCUGUGAGCCUUUGCUCCCGCCUUCUGCUCUCAUCUCCUUGCCUGAGAAUAACUGAUGUGUUGGGGUGUGUGUGUGUGUGUUGAGUGUCUGUCUUUGGUAUGAACAGGGGGCGCCUGUAGCUGGACUCUCCUGUAUAUUUAGCCAAAGGUUAAUGCAGCGCAGAGAUGAUGUCACAGCCUUUUAGGAUUGCUGUUGCCGUGGCAGCAGAGUUUUGAGUGAACUGAAAGGAUUACAUGGAUGAUGUAUGAUCACUACUUACAGCUGUUUAGGGGGCUACUGUCACACACCCUUUCACUGCUUUCACACCCACCCAUCCUGUCACACAACACACACAUACACACUUCACUGUAAAGCACCCAGACCUGCUGCUAUUGACUGAUUUCAGUGCCCUUAGCUAGUACAUAGCAGGAUAGGGCUAUUUAGAGGAAUAGACACGGUGAAGAGUUGAUUGUUAAAACAGUAGAAAACUUUGUGUGUCUGUCGAACCCCCACAACGAUGGGGGGGGGGCAAGAACAAGACAGAGAAGGAGGAAAAAGAUGAAAUGAGAAGCCUCAAGUUCUGAAGCGUUUGGGCAGAAGGACACUUAUUGUUUUGUUGUCUUUACUGAUGAGAGCAAUCAGUGCUGUUUUCUGUCUCUGCCUCACCUCCGCUGGCUGUCCCACCCACAACGCUCUCAUCUCGGGGUCGUGGUGACAAGGGUCCUUCAGAAAUGUACAGUAGUAUGCACCCUGAGGUGGGGAGAGUGUCCUCGUCACCUCCACCCCAGCCGGGGGAAGAGUCCUUGAUUUGGAGGAUGGAUGAGGGAGGGUUGGUAAUGACUUUUGUUUUUGUUUUUUUUUUCCUUUUUUGUUUUUUGUUGUACUUGUACAGGGGUUUCAUCGCUGUAUUAAAAGAUGUACGGUCUUAUUUACAUUCUCUUGGUUUGGUUACAGAAACUAAUAAAAAUAAUAUACUGUUGACAUGUUUUUCAGUGAUGCAGUUUUUUA